This is a messenger RNA of Megalobrama amblycephala (Wuchang bream), 985 nucleotides long. RefSeq names its product collectrin, amino acid transport regulator (gene cltrn). The coding region runs from base 110 to 763 and encodes 217 amino acids. The transcript is spliced from 6 exons. The record is from RefSeq and is a predicted model, not a curated record. NCBI's taxonomy places the organism in Eukaryota, Metazoa, Chordata, Actinopteri, Cypriniformes, Xenocyprididae.
ACCAUUAAGCGGCCCCGUCCAGCCCUUUGUAUCUCACAUUCUGAACGGUUUAUAAUCUCCGAGCACUGAAUUCAGUGGCAUAUGUGUUAAAGUUCACCAAGAUAGAGAGAUGCUAACCGCAGUUCUUCUUCUGAUAUUCCUGCCGCCCAUGGUAGCACAGGAUCUUUGUAAAGACAGCACAGAUGGAUUUAAAGUCAGACUCAGCAUUAAGACGGCCCUCGGAGAUAAUGCAUAUGAGUGGAAUGAGAGUGAGAGGUUUCUCUUCCAAUCUACUCUGGCGUUUGCAAUGAGGAGACAUACUGAGCAAGACACGUAUAACAUUUCAAACAUACUGGUGUGCAAUGAAACGCCAAGAGUGUCGUUCGUGUUCGUGGUGACGUCACCAGAUGACCCAACCAAACUGAUCCCCAAAGAACAAGUUGAAGAAGCGGUGAGGAAGAGUAAGCAUCGCAUAAACAGCGCGUUCUUGUUAUCGGACAUGACCCUGGAGUUCGUAGGAAUCCCACCGACGCUGGCGGUCCCGAUCACAUACGACACUCCUCCGUGGCUCAUCGUGUUUGGUGUGGUCAUAGGCGCUGUGGCUGUGGGGAUCCUGGCUUUGCUGAUGUCUACAGUUAGCAAAAGACGACGAGCCAAAGACAAGGAUGCUGGUUUUGCAGACGGAAGAGUCAAAGAAAACGGAUCCGCACUUUCAAGCCUUGGCGGGAAAGAUGGUGUCUAUAAUCAAGCGUUCUCAAAUGACGACCGCUUCACCCAGCUGUAGACACUAAGGAGAGCCGAAGAGAAAAAGUAAAGAUGAUAUUCAUUGAUCCACCUUUUUCCUACGCCCUAUGACAUUUUGCACAAAUUAUGGGAGUAGCUUCCAUUAAACUGUAAACAAUCAGCGAAAAAUUUGUUUUAUGAACGCAAUAAUAUGCAUUUUCAAAAACUGACUUUAUUCUAAUCUCUCUUCAACCAUUGAAUAUUAAAAUGACGUUUAAAAGUG